This is a messenger RNA of Cannabis sativa, 1198 nucleotides long. Its product is annotated as thaumatin-like protein 1b. The record is from RefSeq and is a predicted model, not a curated record. Gene Ontology annotation, cellular component: extracellular region. Lineage: Eukaryota; Viridiplantae; Streptophyta; Magnoliopsida; Rosales; Cannabaceae. The transcript is spliced from 2 exons. Gene Ontology annotation, biological process: defense response. Bases 263 to 1009 code for a protein of 248 amino acids.
UGCAUGGCCAUAAUAACCUUGUUUGGAUACAAAUUCCAUCCUUUGUUAUUAUGCUGUAAUUUUCAUUAAUAAAGAACAUUUUUUUAGUAACUUUUGUAGGUUAAUAAAAAAACAAAGAAAAUAAAGUAAACUUUUUUAAUCAAUGCUCAUCUACAUAUAUUAAUCUCUUGUGUUGAUCCUCAACCUCAUAAGUCAUAACAUUAGUUUACUCACACCACAUACAAAAGUAGCUGAAACAAGAGCAACCUAAAACAUUACUGCAAUGGAUUUUCACACAUUUUUUCUUUUCACCUUGACAAUCCUCUUCCUCUCAGGAGCUGACUCUGCCAGAUUAUUCACAUUCAAGAAUAGUUGUCCCUUUACAGUCUGGCCAGGAACUGUCACUGGUGCAGGGAGCCCCCAAAUACCUUCAACAGGGUUUGAGUUAGCUCCAAGUGCUUCCUUAUCCCUAAACAUCCCAGCACCAUGGUCCGGCAGAUUCUGGGGCCGCUCACAUUGCUCAAUGGACCACAAUGGAAAGUUCAGUUGCGCCACGGGAGAAUGUGGCUCGGGAGAGAUAGGCUGCAAAGGAGCAGGGGGAAUUCCACCAGCAACGCUUGUCGAAUUCACUCUAGCGCCAAACAAUGGACGAGAUUUCUACGACAUUAGCCUUGUCGACGGCUUUAACUUGCCCGUCUCGGUGAAGCCUGAAGGAGGGGGGUCUGGUAGUAAUGAUGGCUGCAACACAACUAGCUGCUCUGCUAGUAUCAAUGAUGUGUGUCCAAAAGAAUUGGCUGUGAAGAGUGGAAGUGGGGCUGUAGUUGCUUGUAAAAGUGCAUGUUUGGUAUUUGAUCAAUCGCAGUAUUGUUGCAGAGAUGAGUUUAAUUCUCCCAACACAUGCCAACCAAGCCAGUAUUCAAGGCUCUUCAAGCAGCAUUGUCCCCAGGCAUACAGUUAUGCUUAUGAUGAUAAAACCAGCACUUUUACAUGCACUGGAGGGGCCAACUAUGUCAUCACCUUUUGCCCAUGACUUUCUCCUUUCCUUUAAUAUUAUUCUUAUCUUUAAUAUCAACAAUUUACAUAUUAGUUUCACGAGCUGUAUGCCUGUAGUUAACCUUUGAUGGAUCAAUGUGUGAAACAAAAGAAGAUUAAUAAUUAUGCUUUAUUAAAUUAUUAAUAUAUUAUUAAUAAUAAUUAACAAUGAUAGAUUAUACCCUGA